Molecule: messenger RNA, 3656 nt
Organism: Rhinichthys klamathensis goyatoka
Lineage: Eukaryota; Metazoa; Chordata; Actinopteri; Cypriniformes; Leuciscidae
Gene: abtb2a
Product: ankyrin repeat and BTB (POZ) domain containing 2a
Exons: 17
Coding region: 325-3372 (1015 amino acids)
Molecular function (GO): protein heterodimerization activity
Source: RefSeq, a predicted model, not a curated record
UUGUCCCAGUUAGAACCAACAUCUCCUCACUUUACUCCGGGAGCGCUGCAUGUGUUUGAUUGGCUGAGAGAAAGCUGUCCGCUGAUUGGACGAAACUUUUCGCUGUUAAAAGUUUCUGUCUGAGCAGCAGGGUUCAUGUGGCAGUGGAUUGCCCAUGAGUGCAGACCUUUAAACCAAGAGCCGUACUUGGCGAUGGACGUGCGUUAACUUAAGACAAGGAUCGUGCCUUUGCGCUGCAUGUUUACUAACAAGGGAAGUCCACCUCCUUUUAAGCACUAUAAAUUGAAAAACGUGGAAUAAAUCACUUAAAAAAAAUAGAAAGAUAUGGCAGCCUUGAGCAAUACUACUAUGAAGACUUUGGAGGAUUUGACUCUGGACUCUGGAUAUGGAGCCGGUGACUCUUACAGAUCCCACAGCCUGUCUUCCACCAAGUCCAACUCCCAGGCGCUCAUCAGUUCUCCACUGCGGGGAAACUGGUGGAGCAACACGGGAUCCAUCAACAGCAGGAACAACAGCUGGGACACAGUGAACACGGUGCUUCCUGAAGACCCAGAAGACAUCUUCUCCAAAUGUCCGAGGUUACCAGAAUUAGAGGAGUUCCCUUGGACAGAUGAAGAGAUCGAUGUGGUCCUGCGUAAAGUUGCUGGAGAGGGACUGUCUUUCACUCCAGAGAGCGUCAGGAGUCUGUCAGUGCUUAUGCGCAGAGCUUUAUUGCGGAUCUCCAGAGAAGCGCAGCGGCUGAGUGUUGUGCACUGCAGGUGCACGCGGUUCGAGGUGCAGAGCGCGAUGAGACUGAUCAUGAGCUGGGCGCUGGCGGAAAGCUGCGUCUCGGCCGCGGUCCGAGCCAUCUCAUUGUACAGUAUGAGUGCUGGAGAGGUUCUGCGUAAGAGCAAGUCUUCCCGCUGCACACUGAGUUUGUCUGUUGGACGCUUUUUCCGGUGGAUGGUGGACACUCGCAUCUCAGUGCGCAUUCAUGAGUACGCGUCCAUCUGUUUGACCGCGUGCAUUGAAAAUCUAGUGGAGGAAAUUGGGCUUCGUGUCCUGGCAGUGGCGCGGAGCGGAACCAACAUCUCACCAGUUACGGCUGAUGCGCUCGAGGCUGCAGUCAGCAAUGACGCGGAUAUAUUUGGUCUCGUGCAAAACUACGAACAUCUCAUCUGCGGGAAGAACGCCAAUGGUGAGCUGUCUCUGCCUGCCCAUUUCAGUCCGUAUGCUAAGGGUCCAGACUCAGCGGUGGAGAGCAGAGAGAAUGCCUACGCACAGCUGGAGCUCAGGACGCUGGAGCAGGCCCUGCUGGCCACCUGUGUGGGCAGCCUCUCGGAACUCAGUGACUUGGUCUCCCGUGCAAUGCACCAUAUGCAGCGUUUGGUUUCAGCAAGUCCCAGUCUCAGUCCAGGACGUCCUUUCUGCCUGCAGCCCAUCUCCUGGUCUCCAGACGCCCUUCACACACUCUAUUACUACCUACGCAGUCCACAGAUGGAGUCACUGGAGAACCCCAACCUUGAGCCACCCAGAAUAGCCCUCAGUAAAGAGAGGCCAUUUCCUCUUCUUCCUCCUCUGAUGGAGUGGAUGCGAGUCGCUAUGGUCCAUGCGGAGCAUCGACGGAGCCUGUUAGUGGACAGUGAUGAUGUGAGACAGACUGCCCGACAGCUUCUCCCUGGACUGGACUGUGAACCUCGACAGCUCAAGCCAGAGUGCUGUUUCACCUCCUUUAAACGUCUAGAUUCAAAGGCUGCCACAGACAAGUUUAAUCUGGAUCUUGGCUUUCGCAUGCUCAACUCUGGCCGCACUGAUCUGAUUGGCCAAGCUAUCCAGCUUCUGGGCCCAGAUGGGGUGAACACAAUGGAUGACCAGGGCAUGACUCCACUGAUGUACGCCUGUUCAGCAGGGGAUGAGGCGCUGGUACACAUGCUCAUUGAUGCUGGGGCAAACUUGGAUAUAGCGGUGCCCAACUGUUCAUCAAAACAUCCCUCUGUCCAUCCUGAGAGCCGCAGUUGGGUGGCCCUCACCUUUGCAGUGCUGCAUGGACACAUAUCUGUAGUACAGCUCUUGUUAGAUGUGGGAGCAGAUGUGGAGGGCACAGCCCUGAGAAAUAGCCACCACAGCUCAGCAGAAACACCCCUCCAGCUGGCAUCUGCCGCAGGGAACUAUGAGAUGGUGAGUUUGCUGUUGUCCCGCGGCGCUGACCCCAUGCUGCGGGUGCAUCUGACAUCAUCACUCUAUGAGGGCAUGAACUGCUUCAGUCAUGCUGCAGCGCAUGGACACAGGAACGUGUUGAGGAAGCUGUUGAGUCAGCCUCAGCGGCUGCAGGAGGACGUUCUUUCUCUGGAGGAGAUCCUGGCAGAGGGAGUAGAGGAGCAGGAGAAGCAGGGAAUAGAGGACGGAGCAAAAGCAAAGUCUGUCUGUUCUCCGCGGCUGUGUAAGGCCCGCAUCAGAGCCCUGCAGGAAGCCAGUCUGCACAGCGCUGAGCACGGAUACCUGGACGUCACCAUGGAGCUCAGGGCACUGGGAGUGCCGUGGAAGCUGCAUGUGUGGCUGGAGUCCGUGCGCAGUGCCCAGUUCCAGUCCAGGACUGAACUCAUGCUUUCUCUCCUUAAAGACUUCACCACUAUUGGGGAAGAAAAAUACUGCGAGGAGCUGCUCUCAGAGGGUCUUCCACUCCUCUUCUCCAUUAUCAAAACUAGCAAGAGUAAGGACAUCCGUAAGCAGCUGGCAGUCAUCUUUAGCCACUGUGUUUGCUCUACAGCCGUCCCAUCUAUUCUGGCAGUGAAGGACACACCUACAGCUCAGCUGGAUGCUCAUUUUCUGAAUAACGCUGAGAUGUCUGAUGUGAUAUUUGUGGUGGAGGGAAGGCCGUUUUAUGCCCACAGAGUUCUGCUCAUGUCUGCUUCACAGAGGUUCAGAGACUUGCUGGGCCUCUGCCGGAGCAAUGGCACAACAGACCACAUGGCCAUUGAAGUCACUGACAUAAAAUACAGCACGUUCCAGAUGAUGAUGGCACAUCUGUACUGUGGAGGAACAGAAUGUUUAGACGUGUCUGUGUCUGAUUUGCUGGAGCUUCUGCCCGUGGCACACUCAUUCCAGCUUCCAGUUUUGAAGAGACACUGCGAAAUCCUCUGCUCAGAGAGAAUAAAUCUCAUCAACGCUGUGAGCGUCUACCAGACUUCCAAAGUGAGUGAGGCAGUGGGGCUGGCAGUGUUCUGCGAAGGCUUUUUCCUGCAGAACAUGGUCGAUCUUCUGGACUGUGAGCAGUUUGAGGAGCUGCUGCUGGGUUCUGACUGCAGCACUGCACUGGAUCCAGAUGCACUGGAUGGGCUUCAGGCAACACUGGCUUCAAGGCUGCACUCACUCUGUGGCCCACGACGAGCUUGAGCGCAUGAGGGGAAAACAUUUGAAAUUACAGGUGUGGUUCACAAAGCUCAGAUUUGCAGGCAGGCAAGUCCCAUACCAACACAUUGUUUAGAAGAUGUUUUUCCUCCAGGUGGCAUCUUUCUAAUUCCUUUUUUUUCUUUCUUGUUUUUUGCCAGUGCCAGUAUUUUAAUGUGAUGUGUGACCUAUUUAUUAGAGUUUUUAAGACUUAAAUGGUAAAAUAAUGUAUGAAAUUGUUUCCUAAUAUUUUGCUUUGGUCAUGGAUAAUGAAUUUAAAUGUGGAUUGA